CAGUGAGAAAUUGUUUUUUUUUUUUAAACCAAGUGUCGGUGAUGGGGCUUUAAUGGGGUACCCAGCUGUGCAAUUCCACAAGGAGAAGGAGGUGCGCAGGGUUGUGAUUGUUGAUGAGGUGGCAUUGGAGGAUGAGGAGGAUGAGAUGACCGAAGAGGAGGAGUACAUGAGGAAGAAGGAUGAUGAGGUAGCAAGGACUAGGGUGUGUCAUAUGACGAGUAAGAAGAAAACCUUCACUAAUGUUCGGAGGAAUGCAUUCCUCCCCCGUGCCUCUCCCAGUUGGGUAGAGACAAUGUCUAUGGGAUUUUCUGGCAAGAUUUGGUUGCUUGACACCUUUAAUUAUCUUGCUCCGAUUGAUCAGAGGGGUUACAGAUUGCUUGCAUCCCUCACCCAAGAGGAAAUGAAGGCUGAGUAUGAAAGGGCGCUGGACAUGAACACUACACCGCCAAAGGUCAAAUUCCCUUUCAAUGGGGAUGGGAUAUUCCUCCCCCCCAUGUCCUCAAUGGAUGUUGGUAAGUGCCCCCUGCCUCUCCCCAAUGUCCUGAUCAAGGGGAAUAAACCUCCUCAGAAUUCGUCAGCGUUAGCAGAGAUGGAGAGGAUUUGGAAUAUAGGGAGGUCAUACCUGAAGUGUAGGUGCUCUUCUGAAGGGAAGGCCGAUUGUGGGACAGGCCCCUCAUGGUUUGAUCACGUGAUAUGGUUCCUUUUGUACAAUAUGGACAUUCUCUAUCCGGAUGCACCAACCCCGAGGGCGAAAGUGUCCUCCUUGAUCAAGUGUCUUUCCACCUGUUGGAAACCAUUGAUGCUGACUUCUCUGUCGUUCGGAUGUGGGAGAGAGGUAAUGAUGCUUCUUGCAAAUAAGAUUGUUGCAAAUCCCUCCCUGACGAUUGACUCUGUGUUAGUGAGGGUGAAUGACGUUAAUCGGAAGGCGUUCAAGGAAUGUGCUAAGCUGCUCCUGAUGAGUAAGUAUGUUAAGAAAAGGCCUAGGGCAAAUGAGGUAUGCAAGGGAUCCCUGGUCAAUGGACCCCUCGGGAGAAAGCGGUGGGAGAAGCUAAAGGCUAAGGAAGGCUCCGCUCACAAAUUUGUGCAUAUCCAUUAUGUUGGCAGACUAAUGGACCCUCUGGGAGACGACGACGACGACGACGACGACGACGACGAAGAAGAAGAAGAAGAAGAAGAAGAAGAAGAAGAAGAAGAAGAAGAAGAAGAAGAAGAGGAAGGAGAAGGAGAGGGAGAAGAGGAAGGAAAAAAGGGGGAGGAGGAAGGAGAGCGUGGCGGGAAAGAAGGUGAGCGCUAUAGUGGGAGAGCGCAAAUAUGACGGAUAAGUGAGGUUGAGACAGUCAUCACCCGGCUUAUUGGGAUAAGCGUUGUGCCCAUCGUC
This is a messenger RNA of Chara braunii, 1378 nucleotides long. The record is from the annotation of a GenBank genome assembly. NCBI's taxonomy places the organism in Eukaryota, Viridiplantae, Streptophyta, Charophyceae, Charales, Characeae.